Hyalella azteca is the source of this 473-nucleotide messenger RNA. RefSeq lists its product as uncharacterized. Lineage: Eukaryota; Metazoa; Arthropoda; Malacostraca; Amphipoda; Hyalellidae. The transcript has 4 exons. The record is from RefSeq and is a predicted model, not a curated record. Bases 66 to 473 code for a protein of 135 amino acids.
ACGACCUGCCAUCGCACCGCUGCCACGACCUGCCAUCGCACCGCUGCCACGCCCACAAAGAGAAGAUGACGCGAGUUCUGAUGCUUCUGAUCGCCGCUGCCACUGCCUCGUUCGCGGCAGUUCAAUCCCCUUGUAAAAUAGCGUUCUGGGCGGGUACGCCGUUCAAUAUGACUGCCUACACGACUUGCUAUCAGCAGCACCAGACGGAGUAUGAGAAGUUUAUAGCUUCAUGCCCCGCCAUAAACGCAACUUUGCCUACGGUGAACGAUGCAGCAAGAUGUGAUCCAAUUCUGUCAAAUUUUUCUAAGUGUUUGUUGCAAUCAGCCAAGCUCCUGAAACCCGACAACACAUUUGAUGAUGUGGCGUACCAGAGCAUUUAUCUGAAGAACAAAUGUAGCACUGAUCCCAACUUCUCAAAGGUUUACUCGAAGUGCAAAACCGCCACCAUAAAAAUAUUUGAACGUGAGUCCUAA